This is a messenger RNA of Chroicocephalus ridibundus (black-headed gull), 2164 nucleotides long. RefSeq names its product lymphocyte activating 3 (gene LAG3). The transcript is spliced from 8 exons. The record is from RefSeq and is a predicted model, not a curated record. Lineage: Eukaryota; Metazoa; Chordata; Aves; Charadriiformes; Laridae. Bases 157 to 1677 code for a protein of 506 amino acids.
AGCAAGCACGUCCAGCUGACACCCCGCCCUUGGUCCAUCCACCCAAAGAUCUCCUUUGCCCAUGCCUCAUUUUUGCUGAUCUCUCAAAGCUUCUGACUUGAUCAAGCACGGACCCAAGUGGGAAGGCGCAGCCCCUCGCCUCUCCUGGAUGCCACCAUGAGGCCGGUGUCCCUGGUGCUGUUCCUCACCUUCACCCUGCCGGCUUUCAAUGCUGGCCACAUACUACCAGGAGUAGCAGAAGGGGAAAGAAGGGAGCAGAAAGUGUGGGCCAGAGAGGGGAGUUCAGCCAUCCUGCCUUGCCACUUCAGACCCAGAAAGGUCCGGAAGAGCUGGCAGCAGCUGCCUGACAAGACAUCCGUGCUGUGGAAGCGGCAGGGGGGAAGCGCCCACCAGGAGCCACACGUGGUGCUGGAGGUGGGGUACUCCGGCCUCCGGAAGACAGCGCUGCCCAUGAGGCCCCGGGUGUCAGUCCAGGACUCUGCCUUACGCAAUGGCAAUUUCUCCCUGCGAAUCAACCCGGUCCGGAGCGAGGAUGCCGGGCUGUAUGAGGCACUAGUAGCAUAUGACACGGAGGUCCAGAGCUGCCAGGUGGAGCUGGGGGUAAUCACAGUAACCAUCAGUCCAUCCAGCCCUGUGGUAGAAAAUGAGCCACUUCUGUUGAGCUGCAACUCUAGCCACCGGGCCAGCCUUGUGGAGACACGCUGGUUUCACAAUGGGCGCCCAGUACCCACCUCCAGGACCUUCUGUUCCUUGCAUGGGGCUCUCUCCAUCCUCCGGCCAGCCAUGAGUGAUGCGGGGUCCUGGCGCUGCCAACUCAGAUACUCUGAUAAUGAGAUCAUUUCUGCCACAUACAACCUGCGAAUUUUAGGUUUUGAUGGCCCAACCAACCCUGUGGUCUAUGCUGCAGCUGGCUCUGCAGCUGAUCUCUCAUGUACCUUGAGCUACCUUCCCAGUGCCUUUGGGAUCAACGUGGUGACAGCCCACUGGAGCCGCCUUGCAGGAGGACACUUGCAAGACCGGGGCAUCUCCCAGAAUUCGAGCAGCAGAAGCUUCCUGCUUCAUAUCCCUGCAGUGGGGCCAGGAGAUGCAGGACAGUACCACUGUGCUGUCUCUGUUGGCAGCAAGACAAUCAGCAGGGACGUGACGUUGGCAGUGUUUACAGUCACCCCAAGCAUCCAAGGACCAGUUUCUGAGGGGUCUCGUUUGCUGCUCAUCUGUGGCCUCACACACCCCCGGGGGCAUGAACAUUUCCAGUGGAAGCACCUCGACUCAGCCCCCACUAACAGCAAGCUGGCUGCGGCCAUCUCCCGUAACCUUGAGGGCCAUAGGUCCCAGAUGGGUCCUACCUUGGAAAUACCCCAAGUGUCACAAAAGGAUACGGGCACAUGGGAAUGCAGUGUAUAUGGCCCAGAAGGCAGACUGGGAGCAGUGCAGUAUGAGCUGCAGAUCACAGGUGCCCAAGUCUCCAGCCCUCCAACCAUCUUCAGCGGGCAAGUUACUUUUGGGCUCACGCUCACCCUCUUCUUCCUGCUUACGGUCUGUGUCCUGGCUCUGGCCCUACAAAAAAGGGCACGGCCUCCUGCCUUCCCAGCGCUGGAAGGGAUGGUUGCAGUCACUGUGCCGAGGAAGGAGAUGGAGGAGAACCAGAAAGAGAAGAUCCAGCAAACUGAGUGCUGAUGGGAGCAGGGACACCGGGCCCGGUCUGCAUGGAAGGAUGAAAUUCUGCGUGCCAUGCUGCAGAGAGAUGGGCACCAUGCAGACCUCUCAGGAGGGUCUAGGCAUGGCAUGAACAUAGCAGGAAGCCAUGUGAGCACUGUACCUGUAGAGGGGCUGGAAGCUGCGUACCAGGGCAAGACGAGACUCACUGCUGCAGUAAGGUGGCAGGCAGCACAGACGCUUUGGAGCUAUUGGAAGUAUUUGAGCCAGUAGCUAUUGCCUGCUUCAGUGCCACUUCUCUCUGCCACCCUUUGCCCCUCCUUCAUGGCCUCUCUCACAGCCUUUCACUAGCAGGACACUUAAACGUGGGAGACAGCUGGAGCCCCUGCCGCCCGAUGGUGUUUUCUCCCCUCUGCCCACUUUCUUCUCCCUCUCCCCACACUGCCCUGCUCUUGCGCUCAUUCAGUGGCAGAGGGGACCCCACGGAGAACUGCACAUGUUGCACACU